AUGAGGAAAAGAGGGUCCGGGGCGCUGGGGAGUUGGGGAGACGAUGGAGCGACGGGUAGAGCAGCUUGGGCCGAGCCGCGGGGGUGGAAUCCAGACGCCGGGCGGGGGAGGGGGCGGCGGGACGGUGGGUGGGGGCCACCAGGCGGCGCCGGAGACCACCAAACUUUACAGCGAGCGAGCCUGCUUCCUGGAGGGAGUGCAGACAAGGACCAGGAGCGGGAGCCGAGUCUCGCGGCCCGGGGCACGGCGCCGCCCGCCCCUCCCCGGCAGUGCCUCCUGACCCCCUGCCCUCCGCUGGGAUAUGGCCUGAGGCCCCCCGCCCGCCGCCCGGGACCCCUCCCCCACGCUGCCCCGGGACCCUUGCCCCAGGAUCGCGGGGUCUCCUCCCGGCCCCACUGCCCGCCCCGGCGAGAACAGGCCCGGCGGGCAAGGCGGCGGCGGACCGAGGGAGGCCUGGCCCGGCAGCGGGGAGAAGGGCGCGGCGCAGCCCGAGUUUCCCACCUUUUCUCCUGGCCCAGACGCGGCUGGGGCGGACGGGACCUCUCGCGCUCUGCCUCCUCCUCCUGCUUCAUGGAGCCAUGCGCCUGGGUGGGGGCUCCUGAGAGAAGCUGGCCUGCGGGCGGGCCGGACGCGCUGCGCGGACGGGGCGGGGCGAAGGAGGCCGGCGGGCGGAGGAGGAAGCGGCGGGGCGGCGGCGGCGGCCGGGAAGAACUAGAGGUAUUCCCCGGGCGGCUGGAGGACUGAGUCGAGCCGGGACUCGAGUCCUCCGGUAUCCCAGCAGCCACCGGAGGCAGUGAGGUAAUGGAGGAAGAAUGUAGGGAGUCCUCCAGUGGACCACACUCCCUCUAGCGAUCCGCGGAAACCAUAGAGAUCACGGCUCAGCCGGAGGGCCGGCCCACUGCUGUCACGUGGCCUUCAUCCGUGUGCUUUAUUGGCUGGUGCCGGCUCUACGGGGUUGAAUUUUGGACGCUGCCUGCCAUUCGUGGGGCCGAGUUUCAGGCAGCUGGAAUAAAGAGAGACAUCGGGGGAAAGCCGCGAGAAGGCCAGCGUCCCUGGCCGGGCGCAGAGCUAGCGGAGUAGGGCACCCGGCUGUCAAACUGGCCGGCGCAGUGCACGCUGGGCCGCCCCGGAGCGGUCGCAGAGCCCGCCGGGAGUCGUAGUCCGGGACGGGCCCGCGGCAUGGUCCGCGACGCAGCUCGGGAUCCGAGUCGGGUGGUCCGCGGGGUUGCUGCCGGGCACCGUCGUGCGUUAGCCACCCAGCGUGGGGCUGCCAGCGGCUGUUCUUCCUAACCACCCUCGCUCACGUCGCCUCGUCUCGCCUCACCUGACCGGCCGCAGCCUUGGAUACCAGCCUUAAAUCGAGCCGACGACGGCCCAGCCCCGCCUGCGGCGAGGUGCGCGGGGUUCGGUGCCAGUCGCUCGCCCCUGGCCGGGCCAGCCUCUUGAUGCACCGGGGACGGGCGCGCCCACCCGACUCUUCGAGGGGCGGCAGGGCCCCAUCUGUGUCUUUCGCUCCCGAGCCCCCAGCUAGAGUUGGCUUCAGCGGAAUACCUACUGUGCAGGAUUAUUCAACAAGCCGAUUGAUCACAUUCUUCAGCUCUAGCAGGGCAAAGGCUUCACUCAAAAAGAACAUUACAAAUUUUUUUGAGAGAAAUUUGGGGGUAAAUUUAAUUUUAAAUACUGAUUUUUGAUAACAUUUGAUCUUAUGACAGCAUUUGUAUUUUUAAUUACAGAUAGGAUUACACUAAAAGUCAUUUCUGACCUGUUCCCUUACCCUUAUGGCUAAAAUAAACUGUUAGGCCCUGAAGCAAAGGCGAGCCAUGUUCUAGAGCAAUGUCUUUCUUGUAUUAAAAAACGGCCCCAUGCUCACAUAUAGGCUGUUUUGUGUUUUGCUUUUCUGUUGAUGCACAAAGGAAUCCUUGAUAUGUUUGUCCUCAAAGACCAAAGACAAGUAUCUAGUAAAAAAUGCAAAUCAUAUCUAACAGUGAAGCUUUCCAGCAAAAACCUUCUGCUCUAGAAUGCAUAAUUAUGCGAGCAUAAGAUCUAGUACUCCAGACUUUUAGCAUAAUUACCUAUAGGCAGCAAAACCCUAGUCAAUUGAGUGUCUGGUGCCUCUUGGACCUGGACUUCUCAAAGAGAAUGGGCAAGGAGGACGAAGAGGAAGAGACAGCUAUGUUUUGUGAAACAGGAGGUGACUUUAAAAAAAAAUUCUAUAGCGGUCUUCUUAAUUCCUGUCACAGACUUGAUGUGCUUAUCUGCUGUUGACGCCACGGUUGCCAGUUUCUAACCUUCUCUGUCUGCCUGAAAAACUAGAAAUUAGAUGAUCACAUCGCUUCUCGGCCUUUUGGCUAAGAUCAAGUGUAGAUGAUCAUAUGGCCUGGAGCCAGAAGUGCAGGAGGCAGAAAGCCAGGGGCCAGUUUUUUUCUUUUUGUUUCUGAAUAAGAAGGCCAAAUCCUGACUUAAAAUAAUCAAAAUAAAUUUUACGGAGUGACGGUCUUUCCAGCUGAAAGCCUUAAAACAUGGCAUCUGGAAGAAGGCCUUACUCUAUUGCUCCCAGGAUGGUACUAUAUAGUCAUUAAACAGCCCACAGAUAAGGGAGUUAUUGCUCCCUCGUUAUUGGGCUGCCAGGAAUUAAAUGAUGGAACUAAGUUUCACUUGAAACAUUCCCAAAUUAAAACAAAAACAAGCCUUGCUUUGAGCUGUUGAAAAGGCAUUUUACUGAGAAGAUCCAGAUGCUAUUGCUGUUCUUAAAUGAUGUUGAAAGGCAAAGGGUCAGGACUUUCAAAAAGUCACUUCGAGGUCACCUCACGUAAGCAAGCAACAGUUUGAACUGAUGCAAAAAUAAACAGAAUGAAAUUAUGAACAGGAGGAAGAAACUAAAAUGAGGGCAGUAUAUGCCAUAAAUAUGGAAGAGGCUGUCUCUUAUUUAUCUUCUCAUUUCCUGUACAUAAUACAGAAACCUGGUAUGUAAUAGGCAUACAAUUAUUUGUGGCCUGACUGAAUAAAUGAAGAAGGAAACCAGCAA
Symphalangus syndactylus (siamang) is the source of this 3025-nucleotide messenger RNA. RefSeq lists its product as uncharacterized. NCBI's taxonomy places the organism in Eukaryota, Metazoa, Chordata, Mammalia, Primates, Hylobatidae. The record is from RefSeq and is a predicted model, not a curated record.